Molecule: messenger RNA, 2343 nt
Organism: Eptesicus fuscus (big brown bat)
Lineage: Eukaryota; Metazoa; Chordata; Mammalia; Chiroptera; Vespertilionidae
Gene: TLR1
Product: toll like receptor 1
Biological process (GO): cellular response to triacyl bacterial lipopeptide; toll-like receptor signaling pathway; inflammatory response
Cellular component (GO): membrane; Toll-like receptor 1-Toll-like receptor 2 protein complex
Molecular function (GO): Toll-like receptor 2 binding; lipopeptide binding; transmembrane signaling receptor activity
Source: RefSeq, a predicted model, not a curated record
AUGUUAAUACUUGGGAUCAAAAUCCAGUUAUCUGAGGAAAGUGAAUUUUUAGUUGACAGAUCAAAGGGGGGUCUCACCCAUGUUCCCAAAGACUUACCCCUGAAAACAACAAUCUUAGAUAUAUCACAAAAUGAUAUAUCUGAGCUUCAGGCUUCUGGCAUCCUAUUACUAUCCAAGCUGAGGGUCUUGAGAAUUUCUCAUAAUAGAAUCCAGUAUCUUGACAUGAGCGUUUUCAAAUUUAACCAGGAAUUGGAGUAUUUGGAUUUGUCCCACAAUAAGCUGGAAAAGAUUUCUUGCCACCAUACUGUGAACCUCAAGCACUUAGACCUCUCAUUUAAUGCAUUUGAUGCCCUGCCCAUUUGCAAAGAGUUUGGCAACAUGUCUCAACUAGAAUUUCUGCGUUUGAGUGCCACACAGUUACAAAAGUCUAGUGUGCUGCCAAUUGCUCAUUUGCAUAUCAGUAAGGUUUUACUAGUCUUAAGACCUUAUGGGGAAAAAGAAGACCCUGAGAGCCUUCAAGACCUUAACACAGAGAGUCUGCACAUUGUUUUCCCCGCAGGAAAGGAAUCCCACUUUAUUUUGGAUGUGUCAGUCAGCACUGCAAUAAGUCUGGAACUGUCUAAUAUCAAAUAUGUGCUAGAUGAUAAUGGAUAUUCUUAUUUCCUAAGUAGUCUGUCAAAACUUCAAAAUAAUUCAAGGAUAUCAAAUCUUACUUUAAACAACAUUGAAACAACAUGGCAUUCUUUCAUUACAAUGUUCCAGUGGGUUUGGCAUACAAGAAUAGAGCAUUUCUCAAUUUCAAAUGUGAAACUACAAGGUCGCCCUCAGGUCAGAGAUUUUGAUUAUUCUGACACCUCACUGAAGGCCUUGUCUAUACACCAAGUUGUCAGUGACGCGUUUAGUUUGCCACAAAGUUACAUCUAUAAAAUCUUUUCAAAUAUGAACAUCCAGAAUUUCACAGUGUCUGGUACCCAUAUGGUCCACAUGGUUUGCCCAUCCCAAAUGAGCCCAUUUCUGCAUUUGGAUUUUUCCAAUAAUCUUUUAACAGACAUGGUUUUUAACAAUUGUGGAACCUUGGCUAGGUUGGAGACACUUAGUUUACAAAUGAAUCAAUUAAAAAAACUUGCAAAUAUAGUUCAUAUGACCAAGGAGAUGAAGUCUCUACAACAAUUAGAUAUUAGCCAGAAUUCUUUAAGCUAUGAUGAAAAUGAAGAAUAUUGCUCUUGGACUAUAAGUUUAUUAAGUUUAAAUAUGUCUUCAAAUAUACUCACUGACUCUGUUUUUGGAUGUUUACCUCCCAGGCUCAAGGUUCUUGACCUUCACAGUAAUAGAAUAACAAGUAUCCCUGAAAAUGUCAUCGGUCUGGAAGCUUUGCAAGAACUCAAUGUUGCUUCCAAUUCUUUAGCCCACCUUCCUGAAUGUGAUUCCUUCAGCAGCCUCUCUGUACUGAUCACUGACUAUAAUUCAAUUUCCAACCCAUCAGCUCGUUUCUUCCAGAGCUGCCAGAAGAUCAGGCCUAUCAACCCAGGAAACAAUCCAUUCCAAUGUACAUGUGAGCUAAGAGAAUUUAUCCAAAGCAUAGGCCAAAUUUCCAGGGAAGUGGUAGAGGGCUGGCCUGACUCUUAUAAGUGUGACUAUCCAGAAAGCUAUAAGGGAACCCUACUGAAGGACUUCCAUGUGUCUCCAUUAUCCUGCAACACAGCUCUGCUGAUUGUCACCAUUGGGGUCACUGGGCUGGUGUUGGCUGUCACUGUGACUGCCCUCUGUGUCUAUUUCGACCUGCCCUGGUAUCUCAGGAUGGUGUGUCAGUGGACCCAGACCCGGCACAGGGCCAGGAACACACCUUUACACGAACUCCAAAGAACUCUUCAGUUCCACGCCUUCAUUUCGUACAGUGGACACGAUUCUGCCUGGGUAAAGAAUGAAUUACUACCAAACCUAGAAAAAGAAGGUAUACGGAUUUGUCUCCAUGAGAGAAACUUUGUUCCUGGCAAGAGCAUUGUGGAAAACAUCAUCAACUGUAUUGAGAAGAGUUACAAGUCCAUCUUUGUUUUGUCCCCCAACUUUGUUCAGAGCGAGUGGUGCCAUUAUGAACUCUACUUUGCCCACCACAGUCUCUUUCAUGAAGGAUCUGAUAACUUAAUUCUGGUCUUGCUGGAAUCCAUUCCAAUGUAUUCUAUCCCCAGCAGCUAUCACAAACUCAAAACUCUCAUGGCACAGCGAACUUACUUGGCAUGGCCGAAGGAGAAGAGCAAACAUGGACUUUUUUGGGCAAACCUAAGAGCAUCCAUUCGAAUUAAGUUGAUGUACCAAGCAAAAGAAAUAGAUCACACAUACAUCUAA